This is a messenger RNA of Symbiodinium natans, 2436 nucleotides long. The record is from the annotation of a GenBank genome assembly. NCBI's taxonomy places the organism in Eukaryota, Dinophyceae, Suessiales, Symbiodiniaceae.
AUGCUGCCGUGGACCGAGUGGGCCUCUGACAAUUCCAUGUGUGCUUCCACUCGCACCGCUCGCGCUGAACCGAAGACAUUGGACGCGGCUGCGUUCUGCACUCCCGAUUCCUUCGUGGACGUGGCGAACCAAUGUUUGGUGUGGCAGUGUCUGCCAGUGGGUCUGCAUGUGGAGCUUCCUGCUCUGGAAGCUGCAGUAACAGAUGCCCCGCUUCCACUUCCCUUCUUCGUGGACGACGAGGACAUGUUGCAGGAUCUGCUGAAUGCGGAGCCCUCUUCAUCCUCCAGGCAGAGGAAUACAGACGAGGAUGCCAUUGUGCCUCGGGCUGAGGCGCAGGUGUCGGUGUCCUGCGCAAAGCCAUUGAACAGAGAUGAAAAGGCUCUUCUGGCAGCUUUGCUGGAGCAAGGGGCCGUGGGAGACCACGGCUGUGAUGCAUUGUCGCUGCACACAUACAAUGCCCAGGCUGCAGGGGCCCUGCGUGAAGCCGGUUACGUGAGCACGUGGGAGGGUGAUUUUGGGGAACUGGUGCUUGCGGUGACUGAGACGGGGCGUGUCUCGCCACAAUUGGAUCUGAGUAGCCCCUUGCGUUUGCGAGACAUGCCCAGCGAAGGUCACUCUGGGUUCCGAACAGGCCAGUGCAAGCUGGAAUGGCUGCGACUGCUGCUGCAACACCAGUGGCAGUAUGACGAGCAGUGUCCAGAGUGGCAUGACAAAGACGCAGCUCUGCUGCUGCCCCAGAAUGCCUUGAGCCGGCCAGAGGCAUAUCUAAAAUGCAUGCUGUGCCUCAGUGUGGUCUGGAACAAGCCAGGAGCACCUGCAAGGAUUCUACAUCAGGCCCCCGAGCUUUACUACAAGUACUUGCUGCACGAGCCCGACCUCAGUUUUUUGCAAGAGUGGGGCAAAGCAGACAUCAUGGGCUGUAGCACAAAUCGCCGACAGGGCCGGCAGCCGAAGAAGCGUGCAAAGGCAGGUGUCGGGGCCCUGACAGCUGCGGCUGCCUUGGCAGAUAAGGAAGACUCGGACAGUGAUGAUGCCGGCCCGUUGCGAGGCCGCAGAGGGCUUCGGGAGGAGGCAGCGCUGCCUCUCCCGGACCGGCUGGUGCCCCCGCCGGUGCGUAGCCAGGUGCCUGGCGUGGACGUCACAAUCUACUUUGACAACUAUACGCACUCCAGUGGCAAUCUUCGUGCGUUUGUGGAGUGCAAGCGGCAUAAGAAGUGCCGCUUGUACGUGUUCGUGAAUAAGCACGAAAGUAGAUCGCAUGCUGUCGCGUAUUUGUUGGCGUGGCACCAGCUUGGAAGUCGUUUCGCUUCCGCUGCAACUCACAUCGCUGAGAAGCCAAGCGGUGUUGAGGUCCACGCGCAUCACUGGGCGCAGCUCCGCAACAUUUCGGCCCGUGCUGUGCUUGCCUCCGUGCGUCGCCCGGGACGCGGCUUGCCGCCUUCCCACGACAACCAGCAUAGCGGCCGCGGAACUACCCGCUUGCCCCGGCUGGUCCUCGCCUGCCGCGCUCGCCCUUGUGCAGCGCUUGCCGCGAGAAAUCGCCUUCCGAGAUCCGAGAUGCCCGCGCCCAAGGCCGUGCCAGCACCGGCAACCCCGCCGGGAACCCAGCUGCUGGCCGAGGAUGCGACCGGGGCAGCACCAGCAACCCCGCGGCCAGAGGCGCCGCAGGUGCCAGAGACAGAGCUGCUGGCCGAGCUGGCAAACGCAGCGGCUCCGGCCGAAAAGACAGAGGCUCCUACUGCGGAUGUGGCUCCUGAGUCUUCGGAGCAGAUUGAGCCAGCGCCCACGACACCGGCACUAAGUGAGCCUCGAGAGGGUGAGACGGAGAAAAAGGAAGCCGCUGUCCCGGAGAACAAGGGCGGGGACGGAGAGCGCAGCCCAAGCAAAAGUCCCUGCACGCGGAGGGCAGCCGAGGUGCUUCCCGAGGAAUCAUCCUCCAGCCCCGAAAUGGAGCUCGUCGUCACAGAAGACGCGGCCCAGGCCAUGGCAGCCGAGGAGAGGGCGCGAAAUCUCAAGAAGACGCUGGCCGAGAAGAAAAAGGAGGCAGAGCACCGGGGCGAAGACGGCCAGGACGAGACCGACACCAAGGACGACCAGGCCCAGGGCUCCGAAGGUCACAAGCAGCGGCCUGCCCACCCUGCGGUUCCACCAAAGGGGCCGCCGCCGAAGCCAAGGGCGCAGAACAACACGAACACGGGGCAGGACCCGAAGGAGUCCCAGGACUUUGUGGAAUGCAAGUUCUGCUGGAAAAAGGUGUCGCGGUGGGGCUUGGAAAACCACCAAGCUUCCAGCAACCAUUGCAAAUGGUACCAGGACCGUGCCGGGGCCAAGCCGGAGCCGCAGCGGCGCAGCCAGUACACGUGCGACGUCUGCGAGAAGGAUUUAGGCGACGAGCGGGCGCUGCAUCAGCACAAGAAGAGCGUGCACGGCAUCUGA